Messenger RNA from Leptopilina heterotoma, 1381 nucleotides. RefSeq names its product ras-related protein Rab-35 (gene Rab35). Gene Ontology annotation, molecular function: GTPase activity; GTP binding. Gene Ontology annotation, cellular component: endosome membrane; plasma membrane. Bases 326 to 931 code for a protein of 201 amino acids. Lineage: Eukaryota; Metazoa; Arthropoda; Insecta; Hymenoptera; Figitidae. The transcript has 3 exons. The record is from RefSeq and is a predicted model, not a curated record. Gene Ontology annotation, biological process: endocytic recycling.
AGAAAAUGGCGACAAUGUCAAGUUGAUACGAAAAUGGGCGUCGUGGUAAAUGAGUAACGUUUUUCUUCCGCAAUGAUAAAUGAUAAUAUUACAUCGAUCAAAUAUGGCAAUUAUCUAGUUUUCUAGUGCUUUGUUCAUAAACAAUAAUCGGUGUUUUCUAAAAAUCGUUUAUGCGCUUGCUGAGAUAAUUCAGGGCGUCGGAACAACUCCAUCACUGCUAUAUAGUUCUUUAUAUUCAAGAAAGAAAGAAUAAAUAACUGAAAUUCUUCAUCGAUCAAAUAUAUACACAACUCAUCAAAAGAAAAAAGAAAAAGCCUUUGCAAAAAUGUCUAAAGAAUAUGAUCAUUUGUUUAAACUGCUCAUGAUAGGAGAUAGUGGUGUAGGAAAAAGUUCCCUGCUGCUUCGAUUUGCGGACAAUACGUUUAGUGGCAGUUAUAUUACAACAAUAGGAGUGGAUUUUAAAAUUCGUACAGUACAAAUUGAUGGGGAACGAGUGAAAUUACAAAUUUGGGAUACCGCAGGUCAGGAGCGUUUUCGAACAAUUACAUCGACAUAUUAUCGAGGUACACAUGGAGUUAUUGUCGUUUACGAUGUGACGAGUGGCGAUACAUUUGCAAACGUUAAAAGAUGGCUACACGAAAUUGAAUACAAUUGCGAACUAGUCAAUAGGAUUUUAGUUGGAAAUAAAAAUGACUCACCAAAUAAUAAAGUUGUCCUCACAGAAGACGCACAACGUUUCGCCAAUCAAAUGGGAAUUCAACUUUUUGAGACUUCCGCUAAAGACAAUAUCAACGUCGAUGAGAUGUUUUCGGAUAUAACCCGACAAGUAUUACGUACGAAAAAAGAGAUGAAAGUACGACAAGCAAUUCAAACCAACGAGACGGUGAAUCUAAGAAAAAGCACCAAACAACAUAGAAAAAAAUGUUGUUAACGAGAUAGCUAAGUACUAGUUUUAUUCAAAAACUAAAUAACAAUUUGUUUUCCGUAUUAGUCAGACGGGCGGUGAAUGCGCAUUUGUUAAUGACAAAAAAAGUUUGCAUCGUUUUUUUUUAUCCGGACGUUUAGAAAAAUUUUUUUUAUCAAAAAAAAAAGAAAAUUAAGACGAUUUUGAAAUUCUUCAAUUUGACGUCUUUCCAAAGAUAUUUAGUAAAUAUUUGUGCAUUUUUCAUAAUUAACGUCUCUCAAAGUGUACUGAAUUUUAUUCUUUUCCACUUUCGACGUUGAGUCGGAACAAAAAAAAACAACAAAAAUUGACUCUCUUUUGUCGGGGGGCAGAAAAAAAUAAGCUUUAGUUUUUAGAUUAUACGCUAAGAUGAUACUAUUUGUAAAAUGUUAUCGACUGCUUUUUAAAUAAUAAAAAAAAGAAAAUAUCUUUAUUAAA